This is a messenger RNA of Verticillium alfalfae VaMs.102, 618 nucleotides long. RefSeq names its product peroxisomal catalase. NCBI's taxonomy places the organism in Eukaryota, Fungi, Ascomycota, Sordariomycetes, Glomerellales, Plectosphaerellaceae. Gene Ontology annotation, cellular component: peroxisome; mitochondrion; cytoplasm. Bases 1 to 618 code for a protein of 205 amino acids. Gene Ontology annotation, molecular function: heme binding; catalase activity. Gene Ontology annotation, biological process: response to hydrogen peroxide; hydrogen peroxide catabolic process. The record is from RefSeq and is a predicted model, not a curated record. The transcript is spliced from 2 exons.
AUGGCCGACGACAGCAGCAACAACAAGACGCCGCCAACCUCCAUCUAUGACGAAAAGCCCGUCUACACGACAUCCAAUGGCGCUCCCGUCGCCAAUCCGACGGCCUUCCAGCGUGUCGGUCAGAUGGGUCCUCUCCUCCUCCAGGACUUCCACUUGAUCGACCUCCUCGCUCACUUCGACCGCGAGCGCAUCCCCGAGCGAGUCGUCCAUGCCAAGGGCGCUGGCGCCUACGGCUUCUUUGAGGUGACGGAUGACAUCAGCGACAUUUGCUCUGUUGAUGCUUUCACCGGCGUAGGAAAGAAGACGCCUCUCGUCACCCGCUUCUCCACCGUCGGCGGCGAGAAGGGGUCGGCCGAUACAGCGCGUGAUCCCAGAGGGUUCGCCGUCAAGCUGUAUACCCAGGAAGGCAACCUGGACCUCGUCAUGAACAACACACCCAUCUUCUUCCUGCGUGAUCCCACCAACUUUCCUCUCUUCAUCCACACGCAGAAGCGCAACCCGCAGACGAACCUCAAGGAUGCAACCAUGUCUGGACUACAUCGCCAACCACCAAGAGUGCGUGCACCAGGUCAUGCACUCUUCUCGACCGCGGCACGCCGUACUCGUACCGCCACAUGA